AUGGAGCAGAAUCUGGAGAUUUGUAGGUAUUCAACACUUGAGGAGGUCGAGGGAGCUGUUUUUGAACUUAGUGAUGAUAGGGCUAGUGGUCUUGAUGGAUUCACUAGGUCUUUCUAUCAAGAGUGUUGGGAGAUCGUUUGCUAUGACAUACAUAACAUGGUGCGAUAUUUUUAUGGUGGUACAUAUUUGCCUAAGUCUAUCAUACACCCAAAUUUGGUUUUACUGCCAAAGAAGCCAAGGGUGCAAAUAUUUUCAGACUUGAGACCUAUAAGCUUGAGUAACUUUAUCAACAAGACUGAUCCUUUGAAUAAUCUAGCAUAUACAGAUGAUACCAUCAUCUUUGCCUCAUCUCAUCCGAAUUCUUUGAAGAAGGUGAUCGCAGUCUUGGGCAGUUAUGAGAAGAUCUCAUGCCAUCUUAUCAACAAGUCCAGGAGUUCCUACUAUAUGCAUGCUAAUGUAGCUAAUGCUUUGUUUCAAGCAGUAGGUGAUGUCACAAGAUUCUCUAAAGGUAAAUUCUCAUUUACUUACUUGGGAUGUCUUAUCUUCUACACUAGAAGAAGGAAGGAUUAUUAUGAAGAUCGUAUCAAGAAAUUAAAGGCAAAAAUGCAUUCAUGGAAAGGCAAGUUAUUAUCAUAUGGAGGCAAGGCUACACUUAUUACUAGUGUGUUACAAAGCAUGUCAGUACACUUGUUGUCAGUUCUUGAUCCACCUAACAAUAUUCUAGAACAUCUACAUAAGCUCUUUGUAUGGUUAUUUUGGAGCGCAAAGGAAGAAGGCAGGAGUAGGAAUUGGUCUUCAUGGCACAACUUGUGUCUUCUCAAAGAAGAAGGUGGAUUAGGGUUUAGGUAUUUUGUGGAUGUAUCUAAGGCACUAUUUGCUAAGCUAUGGUGGAGAUUUAGGACCAUAAAAUUAUUGUGGUCAUAUUGUAUGUGGAAUAAGUACUACAAGAAAAAGAUACCAACUGUGGUGCAAUAUAGAGGAGGGUCACAUAUUUGGAGGAAAAUGCUGAAUACAAGGCAGGAUGUGGAGCAUGAAGUAUGGUGGGAGAUGCAAAGAGGUUCUACCAAUGUGUGGCAUAAAAAUUGGACCAAACUUGGGUUCUUGUAUCAUGUAGUACCUCCAGAUUUUCCUAUUAAUCAAGACAUCCAAGAGGUGGCAGAUUGGAGACAAGGUGAAUGGUGGAAUGAGCAAUUGUUAGAGCAAACAUUUCCUAAGGAGAUAGUUGAUCAUAGUAGGCACAUUGCUGGGAAAAGCCAUGGUGGAUGCCAACUGCCUCAGGAAAGUUUUCUGUGA
Molecule: messenger RNA, 1293 nt
Organism: Nicotiana tabacum (common tobacco)
Lineage: Eukaryota; Viridiplantae; Streptophyta; Magnoliopsida; Solanales; Solanaceae
Source: RefSeq, a predicted model, not a curated record